This is a messenger RNA of Hyla sarda, 2594 nucleotides long. RefSeq names its product signal-transducing adaptor protein 1-like. The coding region runs from base 338 to 1336 and encodes 332 amino acids. Gene Ontology annotation, molecular function: protein kinase binding; signaling adaptor activity. The record is from RefSeq and is a predicted model, not a curated record. Gene Ontology annotation, biological process: cell surface receptor protein tyrosine kinase signaling pathway; positive regulation of B cell receptor signaling pathway. The transcript has 13 exons. NCBI's taxonomy places the organism in Eukaryota, Metazoa, Chordata, Amphibia, Anura, Hylidae.
CGGAGGUUUGGUGUAGCUAUAACUUCCAGCAAAGCCUGAUAGACAUUUGUGUCAUUAACCUCUGCAGCAGAACCGUAAGCUAUUUCACAACACUUCACGUGUAAACUUAUGCUCUAAGAAAGUUAUACACUGGUUGCGGAUUGGGUUGCCUGAGGCUUUCUGCCCAAUGCCUUAGCUGCUAGUGUCUAUCGGUACUACACACUUACCCCUAGAACUCUGGAUUUGGAUACAUGUAUUUUUAGUUAUCUACAGGAAUACCUUCUGGCCAGGAAUAGCAUCAUGCACAGUGAGGAAAGACAACUGCUUAAGAGCUACUUGGAAAAAGAAAACUGUAAACAUGGCAGCUGCUGAACCGGCACCAAGACGAAUUUAUCAGCAAAGGUCUAGGCUAACUUCACUGCCUUUAUACUAUGAGGGUUUUCUGUGGAUCAAGCAAGGUAGAAGUAAGGAAGUCAAGUACUGGACUGAACUGCGAGGAACAAAACUAUUCCUCUACGGUGACAAAAAACAAGAAAAGUUUACUGGGAGCAUAGACCUGCAGUAUUUGUCCUCGGCAACAGACAAAUAUUCCAACCAGAAACAAUGGACAGAAGUUAUACUGCAGUUACCGAAUGAGGAAGUGUACAUAAAGACUGAAACUGCAGAAGAUGCUGAAGAAUGGAAAGGCUUUAUUCUGACUGUGUCUCAGCUAUCAGUUCCAACUUCUCUGACUUUGUUACCUGGACAAAUAAUUCAACUAAAAGAGGUCUUAGAAAAGGAGUCAUCAAGGAGAGCAUCAGAGAGUUUUGAAGAGCCUGUACCUGUACCUGACAACCUUUCACCAGUUUUUUCAUCAACUUAUGAAGACGUAGAGAAAACAAAUGCAAUGCCUACGUGUUUUUACUCUGUAACUCGCCAGCAAGCUACUGAAAUGCUCAUGAAUGAUGAAGAUAGCGGCAGUUUAAUUCUUAGGCCUGGUGCAGACUGCAAGAACUAUGCUGUAACAAUUCGCGAGCCAACGGAGAAUAGCUCCAGGCCUCAGGUUAAACAUUACAAGGUUGUAAAAACAGAUCGUGGCUUCACCAUCGAAUUAGACAGGCCUGUUGUACUUAGCAGUCUUCAUGAAGUUGUUGAUCACUUUGUUGCUGAAACCAGAGGAAAGCUAAGGCCCUAUAAUUCCAGUAUUUAUGACACACAAAUUGAUUACAUUGUUAAAGAGGCUGAAAAAAAAGCUAACAAUGACACUGAAAAGAAAACUCAGUCCAAAAUUAAGCUUUUAGUGAAUCAGUUUUCCCAGGAAAGAUCUAUACCGAUUCGUGGAAUGGAAAAUGCAUACGUUAACGUAUUUCCAAGAUGAAUAUAUAACAACACAAAAAAGCAGGAGUAAUGUCCAUCUGAACACUUUACUGUGGAGCAAGAUUUUGGAUGAAACCAUAUUUAAAGAAAUUAAAGCGCUAUUUAUAUAUAGUUAAAGUACUAACUAUGAAUUUACCUGGAAACAAAAUAGAAACAAGUGCAACCUUUACUUGCUGCUUCCUUCUUUAGUCACACAUUUCUAUUCAGAUGUCUCAUAUACAUGUGUGUUUUUGGGGGCCAUUCACAGGAACACUGCUUCAAUGAUCUUCUAUCUACACACAUUGGCCAACCCACAUGUUGCACCACCAGAUCAGAAGGCCCUAAGCCUUCUAAUUUAUUGAAAUCUCUAUGAACACUAGUCUCUUUACUUAUUUUUUCAUGGAUUUUUAAGCAACUUUAUCAUCCAUGAAAUUCAAAAAAUUCCAUUUGAUUCAAUUUCCAUAAAGCUUUAUAUGAUUUCUGCUGUGUGGUUUUGAGGUCUAUACUGGUAGAGAUAAAGCUCAGAUGUCAAUGCAUAUUUGCAACAUGCACAACAAGAUGUUAAAAGAUGACAUAGAUGUUAUUUAAAGAAAAAGAUAAAAAUAAAAUAUAAGGCCACUUUAAAUUAUUCAUAUAAAACAGAAAAUGUUUCCUAAACCGUGUGCUGACAGCAUGGUUAGGACAAUCUGACUAUAGAUUAAUAUUAAUACAAAUCCUUAAUAUGAAGCCCAUACAAGUUUAUUGGACAUUGGGGGAGGUUAAUCAAAACUUGUGUAAAUGGUAAGUUCUCCAGUUGCCUAUAGCAACCAAUCAGAAAAGAGCCUCUGAAUAAUUACAUAAGCAAUCUGGUUGCUAUGGGCAACUGGUCAACAUUUUCUCUACAAAGGGUUUGAUAAAUCUCCCCCAUUGUAACUAUGUAUAUUUUCAGUUUCAUUCAGAGGAUUUUGAUGUUAAUUCUUUAUGAACCAGGCAGUAAAGAAAGUGUGACAUUGUCAUUUGGAUGUCUAAUGUACCGUGACAAAAUUCUUCCAGGGGAGUUCUCACUGUUCCAAGGAUCUUCUGUUGGCAUGUAUUUUUGAACCCUUGUAUUCCACCACAAGAUCAAAAGGCCCGUAGUCUUCUGCCUGCUAAUAUGUAGUAUUCUCAAUGAACACCUCUCUCUUUUUUGUCUUGAAGUGUUUUUAAGGCAACUUUAUUGUAUUUAUCUUACAGAUUUUAAACAUGUCAAAUAUAAAUCUUUGUUCAUUUCCAUAAGUCUUUUUAUAAUAUAUUUCUGCUAU